AGGCGACAAUGUUGUCUGUCACACUACAGCUGAGUGCUGACAGUCAAAAACAUAGAAAAGCACAGUUGCGAUUAUCAAAAUAAACAAAUAUAUUUUUAAAUAAUAAAAAUAUUAGUGUAUCAGGUUUUUUAAAUGAUAGUCAAGUUUCCUAUAUCCUUUUUAGUGAUCAAAGUUCUGAAUUUAUAACACAAUGGAUUACAAUAACCUAGAUCGCAAUCUCGUAGCAGUGCUUUUUCCAGGAGUGGUUAAAAAUGAUCAGAGAGCUAUAGAAUGUUUAGGCGGCAUAAGAAAUAUCUCUCAGGUAUACACACAACAGAACAAAAAACGACUUGGUAUGUGUUAUCAGCCUGAAAAUCCAUUUAUAAAAAAGAUUUAUGCAGAUAACAAUAAAACUGCUGGAGUGCUCCUGAAGAUUAGAGUUAAGAAGUCAAAAGUGGAUAAUGAAGUCAAAAGGGAGGUAAUAUCCACUACAGUGCUAGGAAGAGUUAAGAAAAUAUAUAGAUUUGAUUCUAUGUGUGAUUUUCAAUAUUUACCAAUACUAAAAGAGGGUACUAGCUCAAGUCCACCAAAAUGUAUUUUGGAGGAAAUUCUACCUUCUGGUGUUGACAGUUUCAACUUUAUUACGGAUCCGUCUCCUUUAUUCGUGGUGCCGUGGAACUUUACGAGGUUUGAUAGACCAAUCACGUACGCGUACACAGAUAGGAAAUAUUUCGCGGAGAAAGGGGACACAUCCCCUCAGAGAGAUGAUGAUGUCCAUAAUAAAAGGCGGUCCGAGCGCGGGGAGCGGCAAACGCGGUUCCAAUUCAAUCUCAUCGAUGACUUGCCCACAGAACCCAACGAGUAUUAUAUCAAGCAGAAGAACGAGAAAAUAAUCACAAGCCCUGAAUUAAAGCAGGAGUAUGAAAUUGUUAAAAAGCUAUUUGAAGAAAGACCGAUAUGGUCACUGAAUCUCCUUAAAUUCAACACGAAAAUAAAGUUUGUGUCAUUGAAAAUGAUAAUACCUUGCCUGGCGUUCCACUUGAAAACGGGUCCCUGGAGGGCCAUGUGGGUGAGGUACGGGUACGAUCCUAGGAAAGAUCCCGGAGCCAGAAUAUAUCAGAUUUUAGAUUUCAGAAUGCGCCAUCAAGGUGGUGCACGAUCGAUGGUGACGACGAAAGACCACAUAAUACAUUAUAAAAAGGCCGAUAGGGUCCGUAACACGAAGAACAGGAAUAGAGAUGAGCUCCUCGUGUCAGAAGAUGUGGCGGAAGGCGCGGUGUACUUCAAGUCGGGAAUGGUGCCUACCCAACGACAAGUACUUUAUCAGUUUUGCGACGUGCAACUACCCGAGGUCCAGGAGUUGUUGGCUGAGGAGCCGCCACCAGGCUACCUCUGCCACGAGAAGCACGGAUGGCUCUCUCCAAACGUGAGCAAGACGUGUCGCGACCAUAUGUUCCGGAACGUCAAACAGACUCUCUUCUCAAAUCACAACACGGAUUUGAAAAUUGAGGAAGCGAGCAGCGAUGAUGAAUCUAAUUCAGACGAAGAUUUACUUAGCAGCGUAUUAAAUGAAGCAGACGAGACUUUAUAAAAUAAAAAAAUACGAAAACUA
Molecule: messenger RNA, 1591 nt
Organism: Manduca sexta (tobacco hornworm)
Lineage: Eukaryota; Metazoa; Arthropoda; Insecta; Lepidoptera; Sphingidae
Gene: l(2)37Cd
Product: general transcription factor 3C polypeptide 5
Exons: 8
Coding region: 191-1570 (459 amino acids)
Biological process (GO): transcription initiation at RNA polymerase III promoter
Cellular component (GO): transcription factor TFIIIC complex
Source: RefSeq, a predicted model, not a curated record